ACGAUCCGUCAUCUCCUGUCCGUUGCUUCUACUCUCCCAGCUCACUCACGCACCUCGACUCUCUCACCAGUCGCCACUACCAUCACCACCACCGAGGCCUGCCCCAUUGUCGCCGCCGCCGCCGCUCGCCGCUCGCCGAGCUCCGUCGCCGCCGUCGGCCGUACGGUGCGCGAACGCACGAGCGGAUCGCUGGAUCCUGGCUCGCGUCCUCCUUCGCCGCUCGCUCGUUCUCUGAGGGAGUGACCUCGCCGUCGCGCGACGACGACGAAGGUUUCCGAAGAGGUAGCUCGCGUCUUCCACCGGUCCGAGAGAGCGUUGGUUUCCGGCCGGGGUGGGGGGGAUUCGUCGUGCCGACGCUGGUCUAGGUUCGAGCUUCGAGCUUCGAGCUUCGAGCUUCUGGAGUGGGUGGAUGUGUCGGUGGUGCCGAGAUUCGGUUUAGAGGUCCUCGCGGUUCGAGCUCUUGAGGAGGAGGAGGAAAAGAUGUUCGGAAUCUCGCGCCGGAGGAUGAAGAUCGGGAGGGUCAAGAAGGUGCAGCUUUCGGACGCGACGCAGGGUACUAGGAGUCCUAUGAGGCAAAUAAAACGCGGAAACAAUCAAAAUAAUGAAGGCGCUGUGCCUGCCAGUGAUUGUUCCAAUGAAAAUGAUUCGCAGAGUCCUUCCUCUGCCCCUGAAAUUAGUAGCUCUGAGAAUUGGAAGGUUUUAUCUAUAUCUGGGGAGAAGCCAAUGCCUCGUUUCAAUCAUGCGGCGACAGUAAUUGAGAACAAGAUGAUAGUGGUAGGUGGUGAAUCUGGAAAUGGCCUACUAGAUGAUGUUCAGGUACUUCGUUUUGACAGAUUUUCAUGGACUGCAGCUUCUUCGAAACUUUACCUGUCACCAAGCAGUCUCCCUUUAAAAAUUCCUGCAUGUCGUGGUCACUCUCUGGUUUCUUGGGGGAAAAAGGUGCUACUAGUUGGAGGGAAAACUGAACCAGGGACUUAUAAAUUGUCAGUGUGGGUGUUCGACACUGAAACAGAGUGCUGGUCUUUGAUGGAAGCUAAAGGGGAUGUACCGGUUUCUCGUAGCGGUCAUUCUGUGGUCAAGGCAAAUUCUGUUUUAAUCCUCUUUGGGGGUGAAGAUGCUAAAAGGAGAAAGCUAAAUGAUCUACAUAUGUUUGAUCUGAAAUCAUUGACAUGGCUUCCUUUACAUUGCACGGGUUCGGGACCAUCUCCAAGAUCCAAUCAUGUUGCUACUCUUUAUGAAGAUAAAAAUCUUUUUAUUUUUGGAGGAUCAUCAAAAUCGAGAACAUUGAAUGACUUGUAUUCAUUAGACUUUGAAACGAUGAUUUGGUCAAGAAUCAAGAUUCGAGGCUUCCAUCCGUCACCAAGAGCUGGUAGCUGUGGAGUUCUGUGUGGAACAAAAUGGUACAUUGCGGGGGGUGGGAGCAGGAAGAAAAGACAUUUAGAAACAGUGAUCUUUGAUGUGUUAAAAAUGGAGUGGUCUGUAGCUGUUGCAUCACCCCCAUCUUCCAUUGCCACCAACAAGGGGUUCAGCCUUGUGCUUGUACGACACAAGGAAAAAGAUUUUCUUGUGGCUUUUGGGGGGACCAAGAAAGAGCCAUCAAAUCAGGUUGAGGUACUAGAUGUGGAUAAGAAUGAGAGUCCAAUAGACCAAAGACCUGUUGCCAAGAAGGCUGCUGGAGCACUGUUUGGGAGACGUUCAUCUUCUAAAGGUCUGGCUACUCAACUAAGCAAUGGUUCUUCACAGCGUUCAGUUGAUUCAGUUGCUCGACAAAAUCUAGCAACUUCCAUAGAGCAACAUGGUUCAGGCAGGAAAUCAUUGUCGGAGUCCACACUCAUUGAUUUAAAUCCAUCUUCUGGCAAUGUCUCACUUCGGAAACAGUUUAGUAAUGAAGAAGAAUAUAGCAGGACUCAAAAGGUGGCUAAGCAUCUUGAAGAUGAAGGUUCAUCGUUACAGGCAACAGAAUGUAAAAGCAUUGGGGAAGAGACGGCUUUGACAUUUGAAGAUGAAAACCUGAGUCCCCGCAUCAAUGGAAAUGAUAGCCUUCCUGUUAACAAUGAUGAUUUAGCAUAUGCGGAAACUAAUUGUAAAGUUGGAGCACCUCCCUCUACUUCAAGCAUAUGCCAGUUAUACAAAACAAAAAUAGACUCCCUUAUCAGAAAAAAUGGAAUACUGGAAGGACAGUUGGCGGCUGCAUUAGCAAACCAAGAAGCUACUGAGAAAAGCUUCUCAUCCAUUCUCAAGUCCAAACAGGAGGUGGAUAAGAAAUUGGCUGACACUAUGAAGGAGAUGGAGGUGCUGAAGGAAAAGCUGGCUGAUCUAGAGGUUACUCAGGAAGAAGCAAACAGUUUGAAUAAUAUUGUCCACUCUGACAACGUUAGGCUUGAACAUGAUGUAGCCUUUCUCAAGGCCGUUUUGGAUGACACUCAAAAGGAGUUGCACUCGACUAGAGGAGUCCUUGCAGGAGAAAGAGCUAGGACUUUCCAGCUUCAGGUUGAAGUUUUCCAUCUCAAGCAGAGGUUGCAAUCUAUAGAAAAUAGGGCACCCACCCCGAGGAAACCUUUCCAUGUUUAGCAGCACAGCAUCCGUCAGAAUAAUGAACAAAUUUUUCUUGGUGGCAUCAUAGCGAGCUGAAGAAUAACCUUCAGGCCAUUCUGUUCUCACUUUGACCGCUGAGUCUCUUGCCUGGUAAGGCAGUGGUGAACGAUUAUGAACAUCUGGCGAAGGACUAUGUAAAGACAAAUCCUUUGAUCUACCUGCCCUUUGUAUAUAUGACUCAACAGUUGUAGUGGCCUUCUAGGUAAGUUGUAAUAUAUCAUCAAUCAACUCAUCUAGUGGGUAAUAAGCGUGGAUCCGGCUAAUUCUAGCGCAGGUGUCAAACUUUGUAAUAUUCAUGUGAAAAUGUCGGAUUUACCAUGAAUCGGUUCUUACUCAAAGCAGGUCAUGGAUUUACUUCA
Molecule: messenger RNA, 2954 nt
Organism: Eucalyptus grandis
Lineage: Eukaryota; Viridiplantae; Streptophyta; Magnoliopsida; Myrtales; Myrtaceae
Product: acyl-CoA-binding domain-containing protein 6
Exons: 16
Coding region: 481-2571 (696 amino acids)
Molecular function (GO): protein binding
Source: RefSeq, a predicted model, not a curated record